AUGAACCCCAACGUCACCGGCAUCCAUGGCGUCUACGAGACCGAUCUCGGCACAACGAUGAAGACCGGCGCCGUGCGCGGCGAGGAAAUCACUGUCACGGGCACGGUCACCGAUGGCAUGGGCGGCGUGCUCAAGGACGCGGUCCUGGAAAUCUGGCAGGCCGACGCGGACGGGCUCUUCAACGCACCCGGCGAAACCCGUGGCGUGGCGGACCCCGAAUUCUCCGGCUGGGGCCGGGCCGCUGCGGAUUUGCAGACCGGCGAGUAUCGCUUCGACACGGUCAAGCCCGGUCGCGUGCCAUGGCGCGACGGGCGCCUGCAGGCGCCGCACAUUUCGAUGUGGAUCGUCGCGCGCGGCAUCAAUAUCGGCUUGCACACGCGGCUUUAUUUCGACGACGAGGCCGAGGCCAACUCCGAGGACCCCGUGCUGACCCGGAUCGAGCACCAGCACCGCGUUCCGACGCUCCUUGCGGCCAGGACGGCAGACGGCCUAUACCGCUUCGACACGACAAAGCCCUGCAUCAUCUGCGUCGCCAUCACCGGCUCGGUGCCGACGAAAGCCAACAACCCGGCGCUUCCCGUCACGAUCGACGAGCAACUCGAAUCGACCCACGAAGCCUUCGAGGCGGGCGCAUCGAUCGUCCACGCCCAUGUCCGCAACGCCGACGAAACGCCGACCUCCGAUCCCGAAAAGUUCGCGCGGCUGAAGGAAGGGCUGGAAAAGCACUGCCCCGGCAUGGUGAUCCAGUUUUCCACCGGCGGUCGCUCGGGUGCCGGCACCGAGCGCGGCGGCAUGCUGCCGCUGCGGCCGGACAUGGCGUCCCUUUCGGUCGGCUCGAACAACUUUCCGACCCGCGUCUACGAAAACCCGCCCGAUCUGGUCGACUGGCUCGCCGCGGAAAUGCGCAAAUACGCCGUCAAGCCCGAGAUCGAGGCGUUCGAUGCCUCGCAUAUCUUCCAGGCGGUCGCCAUGUGGCGCGACGGCCGCAUCCCCGACACGCCCUACAUCCAGUUCGUCAUGGGCGUGAAAAACGCCAUGCCGGUCGAUAAGCCGGUGUUCGACUUCUACGUCGAGACGGUCAAGCGCCUCGUUCCCGACGCCGAAUGGUGCGCCGCAGGCAUCGGCCCCGGCCAGAUCACCGUCAAUGAAUGGUCGGUGGCGGCCGGCGGUCAUGCCCGCACGGGCCUUGAGGACAAUGUGCGCCUCGACAAGGACACGCUGGCGCCAUCCAACGCCGCGCUUGUCAGGCGCGUCGUCGAUAUCUGCGAGCGUCACGAACGCCCCGUCGCCACAUGGCAGCAGGCCCGCCAGAUGCUCGGCCUGCGCCAGGCGGCCUGA
Molecule: messenger RNA, 1338 nt
Organism: Effrenium voratum
Lineage: Eukaryota; Dinophyceae; Suessiales; Symbiodiniaceae
Source: the annotation of a GenBank genome assembly